UAAGUUACAAAAAUUUUUAACUACAACAAAAUUAGAAGAUCUGUUUCUGAUUAAUUCCAAUAUUCAUAAGGAUAAACCGAUGUUAAAAUAAACCAUGAUAUAACGAGACGAGACAAAAAAAAAUCGCAGGACGUCAAUCACUAGCUGCCGACGCUUGUGCGCGUAAUGGCGUCGCUCCGCGAUUUCCCAAUGGAAAAAUUAAGAUAAACCAGUUAAAACAUUAUUUUCUACGUAUUAAGUCUAGUUAGUUAACCAAUUGUAUCAUGAUAAUAGUAUAUUCAGUGAAAAUAAUAGAUUAUUUGUGAGAAUGACGGCGAAAUCGUCUGAUUGGCGACCGGGGCCCUCGGUUUGCCGAUGUUGUUUCGCCGAAGGGUGUUACAAAGACAUUUCUACUGAAUAUUUUUGGAUGGGAAAACGAGAAGUGUACCAAGAAAUGCUGUCGACCACUUUUGAUGUAUCUAUAUCAUACGCCCAAUCGGGCGGUCCAAACAGCAACAGCCGACUGAUCUGCGAACCCUGCAUCGCCCGGUUGCGUGAUGCGUCCGACUUCAAGCGCCAGGUGCAGGAGUGCGAGCGAGUUUUCCACCAACACUUGGAUCCAACCAGUUCUGUCAGCGAGUUGGAAGCAGUAGUGGUGGAGCCACCAGGCAAGGAAGUGAAGCUGGAGCGAGUGAAGGUCGAGUCCAAGUUAAGCGAUGACGAGGACUUUGACGACCACGCCUUUGUCGAUGAUGAUGAUGAUGACCUGGACGACCAGCCCCUAACGGCACUAGCCACCAAAGUCCCCAAAAAGGAGUCCGUCGAUCUGAUGGACUUACUCGACAACGCUAAGCCCGAGAAGAGGAAAGCCGCGGCUAAGCCGAAGACUCCUCCAGCGAAGAAGGCUAAGAAGAAGGAAUCCCCCAAGCCUUCAGCAAGCAAGCCUGCGCCCAAGCCGGUGGAGAAGAAGCGGAAAGGUGAAGAAGUCCUCGGAAAUCAGAAAAUACAGAAUCGUUUACGCAAAUAUAUACCGAGGCAAAACGCAAAGGCCGUUUUACAAUAUUCCACCGUGUACCCCUUCAGACUGUGGAAUGGUGUGAUGGUAUGCAUCUACUGCUUAGAACAGCAUGAGGAUCCCGACGAGUACAGGAGGCAUAUAGACACCGAGCAUCCGGACGCCAAUGUUUCCGUCGCCUAUGCUCACUGCAGAACUAGACAGUUAAUGAAAGUUGACUGUACAAAUCUGAAGUGCAGAAUAUGCUCCGAACCAUUUGAAACUAUCGAGGAAGCUGCUAAACACAUUAAAAUAAAUCAUGACUGUCCAAACAUAGAUUUGACCCAUGACGUUGCUAUGCAACCGUACAAGUUGGUCAAGGGAAGAUUGGCUUGCGUUUUAUGCGGCAAAAAGUUUCCAACAUUGGCGACGCUGAAUCGGCACAUGAAUUCACAUAAUUAUAAAUAUACGUGUGACGUCUGCGGCAAAUGUUUUUUGGACAACACCCAGCUGAAGCGCCAUGUCCUUUUCAGACAUUCGGGGAAGUAUAUGUGUAGUAAAUGCAACCAAGAGUUCCCUAACGCUAUAGUUAAGCUGGAUCACGUGAAGUCAUGCAGAGGGAAUUACGUCGUUUGUGUCACCUGCGGCAUCAGUGUCAUAUCUCAUGAGGUUUUAGAAAAACACAAUGAGGAGGUACACGGGAUUCCCAAGAAACUUCACUGCUGUCAAGAAUGCGGCGAGAAAUUCGACACUAAAAAGGCGUACUUCAAACACUAUAGACUGUAUCACCCAGAUGAGUGUUACACUUGUGAUUGUUGCGGGUUGCAGUUUGAGAAGAAGUCCAAAUUGGAAGAGCACGUUUUGAGGCGUGCAGGGGUACGGCCCCAGUGUAAGGUUUGCAGAAAACAGUUUGAGCUGAGCGCUAGCUUAGUUCGUCAUGUGAAGAGGUAUCAUCCGGAAAUGCUACCAGUUGAAGCGCACACACCCGUUAAAUGUCUCCCUGAUAGAGUAUUUCAAUGUGACAUUUGUUCAAAGUCGUUUCCUCUCAAGAAACGAUUGAUCGGCCACAUGUGGACACAUAGUGAUAAGAAGAAGUACUCGUGUCCCGCUUGCAAGAAACAAUUGUCGCAGAAAAGUUCUUUGAUUCGUCACAUGAAGGCGUUUCAUCCGCAGGAUGAAGAGAGAUGGAGGGGUGUUAAAAAGUUUUACUGCGACAUUUGUGUUAGGUCGUUUGAUUCUGUUGCAUAUUUGAAUAGACACAAGAAGAUUCAUAGCGAGAACAAGCAGAUGUUUCCGUGUGAUAUUUGCAACAAACAGUUUAGUGCGAGAAAUAGCAUGCAGUUGCAUAGGAAGACAGUUUGUCUUAAAAAACUCGCAAUUCAGUCUAUUAGUAAUUUACAAUGAUUUUGAGAUGUUAUUCUUUCUAUUAGAUUUGGAUACUAAAAACGGAAAUAAACAUGGAAGCAGUCUCUUUAUACUAGCUGCAGUUGAUUAUUGACGCCAAAACUCACGCAAAACCAAACACAUUCACACGCAGUAGCAAAAUAGCCGUACACUGCAAUAAUAAAAAAUACCAUAACGGCCUUCGUGGUCCAUUGGUUUGAGCUUUGAGCUCACCCGGGUUCAAAUCCCGGUGAGGACAUAUCACAAAAAUUACUUUGUGAUCCCUAGUUUGGUUAGGACAUCACACCUGAUUGUCCGAAAGUAAGAUGAUCCGUGCUUCAAAAGCCACGUUAAGCUGUUGGUCCCAGUUACUUACUGAUGUAAGUAAGUAGUCGUUACAUGAGCCAUGUCAUGGAGCCGGCUCAAUAGUAACCCUGACACCACGGUUGAUGGGGUUGGUAAUCCAAAGAAGAAAACAUGUUAAUGUUAUUCAUUUUAUGUCGCUAUUUGUCUGUGCUUAGCCACUUACGCCGUUUAGUAAAUAAGUUUACAUACCGGUAAGUGACAAAAGGCGCGCGCCGCUUUAUACCUUUAUAACACAGCAAUAAACGCCAGGUAUGAAGGUAUCAUUUUGAAUUUCCGCCCUCCGCGGUACGAUUUUGGUUGCGUCAUUUUUGAACCACAAGAAUGCUUCCAUGUUUAUUUUCGUUCAUCGCUUGAUUAUCAUUAUUUUAUUUCAUAAUUACUUUUUUGCUAGUAACGUACCCUAAUAGAACUACAUAUGAGUUCAGAACUAUUGAAACCAUUGAUAGUAUCGAUAGCACCUACUUGAAAUACUACCCACAGGUAAUUAAAACACAUAAUGACGGGUUCUUACCGCGUUUAAAUCAGGGAUAUGAGACUCCCGAUAUUUCGACACUGUUGCAAGUGCCAUGAUAACGGGAUGACUGAUGAGAUUGGAGUGGAGUGUAUUCUUUUAGGUGGGUGGAUAUGUGUUUAUAGUUCUUGCAUUAGUCGAUAGUAUUGCUUUGUGACGAUAUUGGCGCUGAUUUCAGUACACACCGUCCAAUUAUUUUAUUUUAAAUUAUUCCUGUCAUUUUCUUAUCUGCCGACAAGGGACGGGUAAUCGACAGGCAUAAAAUUUAUGGAACACACGUCAAUUUUAGGUAGAAAUUUAAAAAGCUCUCCCAAAAUUUUAUUUGGGCCAAUAACCCGACAGAAUUAUGUUAACAACGUCAAACGGUUUGCAUGCCAGCGAGAUACAUAUUUGAUUCGCCCGAGUUAAAACUAACAGUUGUCAAUCAUCUGUCCCUUUCCAUUUCGGCGGAUAAGAAAAGGACAGGUAAGUUUAAUAAUUUAAAAUAAAAUUAGGUGUUUUUUUAUUCCUGAAUAGGGGCCAGUAAAUGAUUAUAAUUUUAAUUAUAUUUUCUAAAGUACUUAUGUUUCUUGUGUAUUAUUUUAGUUUUGUUUUCAAUACGGUGUUGCCUUUAAAUAAAUAUAGU
This is a messenger RNA of Pectinophora gossypiella (pink bollworm), 3858 nucleotides long. RefSeq names its product zinc finger protein 260-like. The transcript is spliced from 5 exons. Lineage: Eukaryota; Metazoa; Arthropoda; Insecta; Lepidoptera; Gelechiidae. The record is from RefSeq and is a predicted model, not a curated record. Gene Ontology annotation, molecular function: RNA polymerase II cis-regulatory region sequence-specific DNA binding; zinc ion binding; DNA-binding transcription factor activity, RNA polymerase II-specific. Gene Ontology annotation, cellular component: nucleus. Gene Ontology annotation, biological process: regulation of transcription by RNA polymerase II. Bases 308 to 2377 code for a protein of 689 amino acids.